This is a messenger RNA of Balaenoptera ricei (Rice's whale), 3314 nucleotides long. Its product is annotated as zinc finger protein 420-like. The record is from RefSeq and is a predicted model, not a curated record. The transcript is spliced from 10 exons. The coding region runs from base 27 to 2906 and encodes 959 amino acids. NCBI's taxonomy places the organism in Eukaryota, Metazoa, Chordata, Mammalia, Artiodactyla, Balaenopteridae. Gene Ontology annotation, biological process: regulation of DNA-templated transcription.
CUCUGUGAAGUCACAAAGGCCGUGCUAUGCUUCUGGCCUUGGCUCUUCUGCUGCUCUUGGACCUGAGCGCCCGCCGAGGCUGGGGCUGCCUGCAGUGUGACCACUCGGUGCGGGAGGCCCUGAGCCAGCUGCGCGUCGCCCUCAUCCCCGACCGCUUCCAUCAGGAGCAGCUGCAGGCCCGCGCUCAGGCCCUGCUGCUGGGCAUGGAGGGGCCUUUCUUCCGGGACUACGCGCUGAACGCCUUUGUGGGGAGAGUGGGGAUAGAGCACCUGGACCUUGUGGCAUCCUUUAUCAAGAAUCAAACAAACAACUUAAUGGUUAAUUCUCUUAGAGAUGGGCCUCUGCUGGAUGAACUGGUGACUCUUAGGGAGAGGGUGAUCAAGGAACUCAAGAAAGUUUUAAGAUCAUAUGAAUUAAAAGGCUUGCUAAAAGAAGAAGUCUUGGAUUGUUUACAUUGCCAGAGGAUCAGUCCCAAAUGCAUCAAAGAAAAGUACUGUUUUGUCGACGGGCAGCCCCGCAUGGACCUGCGGUACCAGGACAGCGGAUCCCCGCGGAAUCGGGCCCUGUUCGGCAGCAUCAUUUCCGUGUGUCUGGCUGUCUUGGCCUUUGGUGUCAUCGUGGCUUCUCCAGCUGCGGAGCGCAGUUUAAAGUAUCAGGACUUGAGGUUCCGAGACAGCGACCGCGCAGGCGCUUUCCGGGGCCCGAAGGAGGGCGGGAAGGCCUGGCCGCCGUGCACCACCCGCGGGGGCGCACAGGCCUGGUCCUUUCUUCUGGAGGUGCAUGCCUGGGACCCAGCAAUGGCCAUCAGGACCCUGACGGGCAAGGGCCAGGAAUCGGUGACCUUCAAAGACGUGGCUGUGGACUUCACCCUGGAGGAGUGGGGCCAGCUGGGGCCUGGCCAGAGAGAGCUGUAUCGGGAUGUGAUGCUGGAGAACUACCAGAACCUUCUCUCGCUGGGGGCAGGGCUUCCUGAGUCCAAACCCGACGUGAUCUCCUGUCUGGAGCGGGGGGAAGAGCCCAGGAUGGAGAGGAGAGAAGACCGGCGAGUUACCUGUUCAGACUUGGAGACAAGCUCUGAAACUACUCAGGAGACACUUCCAAAAAAGAGUAUUUCCGAAGAGGUGGCUUCCCCAAUGGGAAAGAUGGAGGGCAUUUUAAGGGCAGUGCUUGGAGACACCAAGCUGGGGGACUCCUGGACAUGCGGCCGUCAACUGGAAGACCAGGGAAAGCAGGAGAGGCGUUUGAGGUGGUUGUUUGCUACUCCCGAGGAAAACACCCAUGGCGAGCUGAGACACUUCAGGCGGACCUCAGCUUUCGUUGGGAAGCAAAGAGUGCCUGGGGGAGAGGAUCCUCAGAAGUGGACCAGGUCAAGAAAGAGCCUGAAACACCAAAGGAAACCAUUUAACUGCACGGAAUGUGGGAAAGCCUUCAUCUACCAUUCGGACUAUGUCCUACACCAGAGAAUUCACACUGGAGAGAAGCCCUACAAGUGUAACGAGUGCGGGAAAGCAUUCAGCAACAGUUCAUAUUUCAUCCAGCACUACAUCAUCCACACAGGAGAGAAGCCCUAUGCCUGCAACGAAUGCGGCAAGACCUUUACCCAGAGCUCAUCGCUCACCGAGCAUCAGAGGAUCCACACUGGAGAGAAACCCUACAAAUGCAAGGAAUGUGGGAAAGCCUUCACCCAGAGCUCCUCCCUCAUCAAACACCAGCGAUGCCAUACCGGGGAGAAACCCUAUAAAUGCAACCAGUGUGGGAAGUUCUACUCCCAGGUGUCCCACCUCACCCGCCACCAGAAAAUCCACACAGGGGAGAAGCCCUACAAAUGCAGUGAGUGUGGCAAGGCUUUCUGUCACACCUCCUCCCUGACUCAGCACCAGACAAUCCACACUGGUGAGAAACCCUACAAGUGUAACGAGUGUGGGAAAACCUUCAGCCACAGCUCGUCACUGACCCAGCACCAGCGAGUCCACACUGGAGAGAAACCUUACGAGUGCCCCGAGUGUGGCAAAGCCUUCAGCCACAGUUCGUCCCUGACUCAGCAUCAGAGAAUUCAUACUGGUGAGAAGCCCUAUGAGUGUCAUGAGUGCGGGAAGGCUUACACGCAGAUCUCCCACCUCAUGAGGCACCAGAGCGUUCACGUGGGGGAGAAACCCUAUAUAUGUAAUGAGUGUGGAAAGGCUUUCGGUCACACCUCCUCCUUUACUCAACACCAGACGAUCCACACUGGUGAGAAACCCUACAAGUGUAACGAAUGCGGGAAAACCUUCAGCCAGAACUCCUCGCUUAUGCGCCACCAGAGAAUUCACACCGGGGAGAAGCCCUAUGAGUGUACAGUUUGCGGGAGAGCCUACACCCAGAUUUCCCACCUCAUCCAACACCAGAGGACUCACACUGGAGAGAAACCUUAUGAGUGCGGUGAGUGUGGGAAAGCCUUCAGCCGGAGCGCCCAUCUCAUCGAGCAUCAGAAGAUCCACACGGGCGAGAAACCCUAUAAGUGUAAGGAGUGUGGGAAAACAUUCAGUCACAACUCAUCCCUAACUCAACAUCAGAGGAUUCACACCGGCGAAAAACCCUACACCUGUAAGGAAUGCGGAAAAGCCUUCAAUCAAAGUAUCCACCUUAUUCAGCAUCAGAGGAUUCAUACCGGGGAGAGGCCCUACAAAUGUAAGAACUGUGGGAAAACCUAUGCCCAGAUUUCACACCUCAUUCAACACCAGAAAGUUCAUAUGGGUGGCAAGCGCUAUGCGUGUAAAGAAUGCGGAGAGGAUUUCAGCUGGGGUUCACACCUGGCCGAACAUCAGAGACUUCACACUGUGCACGACGGCUACGUCUGCGGUAAUUUUGAGAAAGCCUUUGCUUGGAACUUGCAGCUUAGUGAUCAUCAGAGAACUCAUGCCGACUAGAGAGCCUGAGAAUGAAACAAACUGGUGAUUCUGCUGCUGGGUUCCGUUCAGCCUUCAUCAACAGUAGAAGCUUCUUCCCAGAGAGGAGCCGUAACACUAUAUAUUGAGAGAGUUGGUUCCUUUUUUGCCUCCUAGAAGGAAGAUGGCACUGUUUAUCACCAGCGGAGACAGCUUCUGAUCAUUUAAAGGGCUCCCCCCUAAAAUCUAAGCUUCCCCCCCAUCUCUCAACCCUACAAUGUCCCUGGAUGGUGGUAGGUAUGGGGUGGUCUACAUAGGAUGCAACUUCAUCUGGAAUCUCUAAUAAGGUCUCUCUGAGCUUUUAAAAUUUAUUCAUUAUGUGUUAAAUUGGAGCCUGGAAAUUCAAGAAAAAACAAACACAGCUGGAAAGAUUCAUCUGUUAGAGUAAAA